CCCCACAAUAGAAAUAUACGGGUUCCUGUCGUUGAAAGGUAUCUAGAAUACAUAUAUAUAAUUCUAAAAAGAUUUGGCCUCCUUUCUUCGAAUUUCACAUCCCUUUUCAGUUUCGACCUCUUUACUGGCGCAAUACCUUUACUUUCUCGAAUGAAAAUAUUGCCCCUCUCUCUCCGAUUCUCUCUCUUCUGCAACUAAGCAGAACCCUUUACCAUUCCAUUGAUUAAAAGCCAUGUCAGGUCUGUAUAAUCCUAACUUCUCACCUGUAAGAGCUGUUUCUCCACAGAUUAGAUGUACCCAAGACCUCGAUAGAAGUACCCAACAGUACUUGUCAGAGCUGUUGGCAGAGCAUCAAAAGCUUGGACCUUUUAUGCAAGUUCUUCCGAUAUGUAGCAGGCUUUUGAAUCAAGAGAUAUUACGACUUUCAGGGAUGAUGCCCAACCAAGGUUUUGGUGAAAUUGAUAGACUGCGGCAUCGAAGCCCUAGUCCCAUGGCUUCUUCAAACCUUAUGUCACAUGUUGCUGGGACAGGAUUAGGUAGCUGGAAUGGCUUUCCUCAGGAGAGAUUAGGUGGACCUCCUGGAAUGGCAAUGGACUGGCACGGGGCACCAGCAAGUCCUACUUCAUAUACGCUAAAAAAGAUUUUGCGCUUAGAAAUUCCCUUAGAUAAUUAUCCAAAUUUCAAUUUUGUUGGACGACUACUCGGCCCUAGAGGCAAUUCAUUAAAACGGGUUGAAGCUACUACAGGAUGCCGUGUAUACAUUCGAGGAAAAGGGUCCAUAAAGGACCCAGACAAGGAAGAGAAGCUACGGGGGAGACCAGGCUAUGAGCACCUCAAUGAACCUCUCCACAUAUUGAUCGAGGGUGAUUUACCUGCCAAUAUUAUUGAUAUAAGGCUGAGACAGGCACAGGAAAUUAUAGAAGAAUUACUCAAACCUGUGGAUGAGUCCCAGGAUUUUAUAAAGAGGCAGCAAUUGCGUGAACUAGCUCUGCUGAAUUCAAAUUUCAGAGAAGAUAGUCCAGGUCCAAGUAGCAGUGCAUCACCUUUUAACACUAGUGGAAUGAAACGUCCAAAAACAGGCCGCUGAAACCUAAUUGCUGUCCAGUUCUUGUUUGAGAUUGUCAUGCUUGAGUAUACCUUCCAAUGCAUUUCAACUUGGCACAGCUACUGAGAAAUGGGAAAAGAAAAAAAAUUGACCAGACAGUUUUGUGGGUGAGCUUUCUGUUAUCUUUUGUUUUACUUCUGAACGAUAGAAAACAAAAGUGAAAGGAGAAAAAAAAAAAAACAAAGGUACAAUGAACAGAAAAGUUUUUAAUAUGGUUGGCUCCAGAGUUUAGGUUUUGGUUGUGUCAGUUCUUGUAAACUUCAUUCAUUGGAUUUAUUCUUGUGUUAGUAGUAAGUAGUAGCCUCAAGUAGUGUGAAAUAUAUUGCCAUUGAUGCGGCAUGAGGUGUUGCAAAUGAAUUGAGAUUUCUAGGUUAUCUGUAUUAUAUUUUACAUUCCAUUGAAGAUUUGAGAUAUUAGUCAAUUUUGGAUUUGAUUGAGCA
This is a messenger RNA of Cornus florida, 1545 nucleotides long. Its product is annotated as KH domain-containing protein At3g08620-like. Gene Ontology annotation, molecular function: mRNA binding. The coding region runs from base 233 to 1087 and encodes 284 amino acids. The transcript has 7 exons. Gene Ontology annotation, cellular component: nucleus. Gene Ontology annotation, biological process: regulation of mRNA splicing, via spliceosome. The record is from RefSeq and is a predicted model, not a curated record. NCBI's taxonomy places the organism in Eukaryota, Viridiplantae, Streptophyta, Magnoliopsida, Cornales, Cornaceae.